AUGCUUUCGAUAAGACCACUAGCAAUCUCCUUCCCAAUCUCAUCCAUUACGUCCCCCAUCAUAUUGAACUCACCUCUUCUCUAUAUUUAUCAAGAUUUCCUGGUCACAGUUCAAGUCUUUAGAGGUCACGUUGAUCUUCAGAUAUAUCGAGGUACUAAAAGAGAAACCGUGGCGCAGCACACCACCCCCAAGGGAGAUUUGAACCGUUGCUAUAUAUACGCCCAAUAG
This is a messenger RNA of Morchella importuna, 228 nucleotides long. RefSeq lists its product as uncharacterized. The record is from RefSeq and is a predicted model, not a curated record. NCBI's taxonomy places the organism in Eukaryota, Fungi, Ascomycota, Pezizomycetes, Pezizales, Morchellaceae. The coding region runs from base 1 to 228 and encodes 75 amino acids. The transcript is spliced from 2 exons.